GCGUGCGCACCGGGCGGGACCGAGGCGACAUGAGUAUAGAACCCUCUUGCUAUGUCUCCGUUCCCCUAACUGGCGAGUGUCCUUUCGUGAACGACGAUCUGCUACUGAAAGGGAAGAACAAUAACCGCCCGCCAUGAGUGCCGCUGCAACUGCAACUAGGGUUUCGUAUUACGACUCCCAGCCUUGCGAUCCGGCAGGUAUACUUGCGAAUGCUUUUCUCGGCACACAGCUCUCGCACACCUGAAAGUCGAACCUGCGCUCUUUGUUUUUCCGUUUUCCUCCUAGUCCACUUGCCCGUCAGGCUAGCGACCAACACGAACACCGCCGCCUGCACGAACCCUUCAGUGUGCGCAAAAUUCGGUCUCAACUAUCUGACUCGCGAUUGUGGGAUGAACUUGGGGGACCUGCUAAAGCCGCCAACCAAUGGGUAUCAGCAGUACAUGAGGGCGACCAGAUACGUCGAUACGGCUUGCUUGAAGGACAGCGUAAUUGACUCCGUGUAUUACUAUCUCGGUACGCCGAUCCAAGAUCUGUGGGUCUGCCCGAAAGCAGCCUCUCAUCUGCUUCCACUACCUUAGCCGACGGAAAAUGCCACCCCAGUUAUUCCGGCUUUAUCUGGUUUACCGCUAACUGCACUACCGGCACUUUCACCCAAUACACCGACCAAGAUUGCUUGAGAACCCCGAACGCCACGU
Messenger RNA from Fimicolochytrium jonesii, 695 nucleotides. RefSeq lists its product as uncharacterized. The transcript is spliced from 3 exons. The coding region runs from base 210 to 578 and encodes 122 amino acids. Lineage: Eukaryota; Fungi; Chytridiomycota; Chytridiomycetes; Spizellomycetales; Powellomycetaceae. The record is from RefSeq and is a predicted model, not a curated record.